Molecule: messenger RNA, 393 nt
Organism: Salvia hispanica
Lineage: Eukaryota; Viridiplantae; Streptophyta; Magnoliopsida; Lamiales; Lamiaceae
Source: RefSeq, a predicted model, not a curated record
AUGGGAUCAUUCACCUCCAUUUCUCUCACCUUCCUCAACAAAAUUUCCGACCAAAAUGACCGGAUAACUGCAGCUUCCGACUUCGACGGGAGCUCGGAGACUGAGCUCUACUGUUCCAUAUGCCUAAACGACAUAUGCGGCGGCGAUGGGUGCCGGAAGCUGCCGGAAUGCGGCCACACCUUCCAUUCGAGGUGCAUUGAUGUGUGGCUUCAAUCACACUCCACGUGUCCUCUUUGCAGAGCUCAACUGCCUCAGAUUAUUUCACUCAAUCGGAGUCAAUACGAGUGGAAAGAUGUCGUGUCCACGCUUUUGGCGCUGAUUAACGAUUUUCUGCACAAAAUGUGCAAUCCUCUCAACGAUGAGCUCUCGUCCAUGCUGUGUGCCAACAUUUAA